AUGAACCCUCACCAGAAGAACAAAGUCGAUAUUAGCUCCCUCUCCGCAGACGAGCAACGACUUUUCCGCCUCUACGGCAAACUCCCCAACAAGAAGGAUCUCCUCCAGAACAAGUUGAAGGAGCGCAAAUAUUUCGACUCGGGCGACUAUGCCCUCUCCAAAGCCGGCAAAGCCUCCGACACGGGCGUCACCACCAUCGGCACCGAACACCCGCAAGCAGAAAACAUCCCGCACCUCUCGGCGUCGUCGCCCCCCAACUCGGCGAAUUCCCUCAACAGCCCGUCUUCCGCCACCAUCCCCCACACCGGCAGCAUGAGCGGUGGCGAUCGCGAUGCCUGGUCCUGGCUUGCUGCGGCUGGGCACAGGCGCAGCGUACAGGGGGUGCAUGGAGCCACGGUGGGGAUUUCGGGCGGGCAGAGUCGGAGUCCGGUUAAGGAGAGUAGUUAUCUGGCUAGGACGGCUAGCGCGGAUGAAGUCGACGGGGAGGAGGAAACGGCGGAUCAAGAUGGAGGAGAGGGGAAUGGGGAAGAGGCGCUGUUGCAGCAGGGGAUGAGCAUCAGUCCGCCGGUGGUGCAGGAGGGGCUGCCAAUUCGGAGAUGA
This is a messenger RNA of Endocarpon pusillum Z07020, 600 nucleotides long. RefSeq lists its product as uncharacterized. Gene Ontology annotation, cellular component: cytoplasm. NCBI's taxonomy places the organism in Eukaryota, Fungi, Ascomycota, Eurotiomycetes, Verrucariales, Verrucariaceae. The transcript is spliced from 3 exons. Bases 1 to 600 code for a protein of 199 amino acids. Gene Ontology annotation, molecular function: protein phosphatase inhibitor activity. The record is from RefSeq and is a predicted model, not a curated record.